Messenger RNA from Salvia miltiorrhiza (redroot sage), 1965 nucleotides. RefSeq names its product cytochrome P450 98A2-like. The coding region runs from base 155 to 1684 and encodes 509 amino acids. Gene Ontology annotation, molecular function: heme binding; oxidoreductase activity, acting on paired donors, with incorporation or reduction of molecular oxygen; monooxygenase activity. The transcript has 3 exons. The record is from RefSeq and is a predicted model, not a curated record. NCBI's taxonomy places the organism in Eukaryota, Viridiplantae, Streptophyta, Magnoliopsida, Lamiales, Lamiaceae.
AAUUUUGUUGAUGCACCUACUAUAGUGUAUGGAAACAUAAACGUGGGCAAGCUGGGUGGGAUCCCCAACUACCCUUCAACACCUGCUCGCUUCAACUCACAUUUACAACUAUAUUACUACCACACACACACACAGCCUCCUUAUUCCUUCAACAAUGGCGCCUCUCGCUCUCCUCCUCCUCUCCCUCCCCGUCUUCUUCCUCCUCCACAACCUCUACUACCGCCUCCGCUUCCGCCUUCCCCCGGGGCCCCGCCCCUGGCCGAUCGUCGGCAACCUCUACGACGUCAAGCCGCUCCAGUUCCGCUGCUUCGCCGAUUGGGCCCACUCCUACGGUCCCAUCAUAUCCGUCUGGUUCGGCUCCACCCUCAACGUCGUCGUUUCCAGCACCGAGCUCGCCAAGGAGGUUCUCAAGGAGAAGGAUCAGCAGCUCGCCGAUCGCUACCGCAGCCGCACCGCCACCAGGCUCACCAAGUACGGUCAGGACCUGAUUUGGGCCGACUAUGGCCCUCACUACGUCAAGGUGCGGAAGGUCUGCACCGUCGCGCUCUUCUCCGCCAAGAGCCUCGAAUCGUUGAGGCCAAUUAGAGAGGAUGAGGUCUCCGCCAUGGUCGAGUCCAUCUACAAUGACUGCACCGCCCCUGGCAACUCGAGUAAGAGCCUGCUGCUAAGGAAAUAUCUAGGAGCAGUGUCAUUCAACAACAUUACAAGAAUUGCAUUCGGGAAGAGAUAUGUGGAUACUGAAGGGAGAAUACACAAGCAAGGAGAGGAGAUGAGGUCCAUUGCUGACAACAGGUUAAGGCUCGGUGCCUCCCGUGCCAUUGCUGAGCACAUUCCAUGGCUGCGAUGGAUGUUCCCGCUGAACGAAGAGGAGUUUGCUAAACAUGCAGCUCGCAGGGACCGUCUCACACGAGAAAUUAUGGAAGACCACAACAUCGCCCGCCAGAAGAGUGGAGGAGCCAAGCAGCACUUCUGUGAUGCAUUGCUGACACUAAAAGAGAAACAUGAUCUAACUGAUGACACCAUCAUUGGCCUUCUUUGGGACAUGAUCCAUGCUGGAAUGGACACCACUGCGAUAUCUGUGGAAUGGGCCAUGGCAGAGCUGAUCAGGAACCCAAGGGUGCUACAGAAGGUUCAAGAGGAGCUCGACCGUGUCAUUGGGAACGAACGUGUGAUGACAGAACUUGACUUUGCAAAUCUUCCCUACCUGCGGUGUGUGGCCAAGGAAUCACUCAGAUUGCACCCUCCGACCCCGCUCAUGCUUCCUCACCGUGCCAGUACCAAUGUGAAGAUCGGAGGCUACGACAUCCCCAAGGGCUCAACCGUGCAUGUCAACGUGUGGGCAGUUGCACGUGAUCCCGAGGUGUGGAAAAAUCCCCUGGAGUUUCGCCCGGAGAGGUUCCUUGAGGACGACGUUGAUAUAAAAGGACAUGAUUUUAGGCUUCUACCGUUCGGUGCUGGAAGAAGAAUAUGCCCGGGGGCGCAACUCGGCCUCGACAUGGUGACGUCCAUGCUUGGUCGCCUUCUACACCACUUCAAAUGGGCUCCUCCAAGCGGGGUGAGCCCAGAAGCCAUCAACAUUGCAGAGAGACCCGGUGUCGUCACCUUCAUGGGCACUCCAUUGGAGGCAGUUGCUACUCCCAGAUUACCGGCAAACUUGUACGAGCGUGUCGCCGUCGACAUUUGAUUUUAGCUUAUGGCGUUCAACUGUCGGCAUGAGGUUAGCAAGACAGCACAGCACGGGGUUAGUGGUUAAAUUUCGAUUGAAUUUUCAGCUCAAAAGCAAUGAAUAAUGGUAAACGCAUGUGUUUUGAUGGGAUGUAUGUUGUGUAAGGGAAGUUUAUUCAUUCAUCUGAAAUAUAGAUAUGUAGGUUCAUGUUUUUCUCUCUUUUUUGUUUUAUCUGAUCAGAUUUAUGUUCAUUUUGGUGAAUUAUAUAAUUUUGCAGCUUCAUCUAGAAUUAUCAACAA